Molecule: messenger RNA, 4621 nt
Organism: Phlebotomus papatasi
Lineage: Eukaryota; Metazoa; Arthropoda; Insecta; Diptera; Psychodidae
Gene: Cpr
Product: NADPH--cytochrome P450 reductase
Exons: 6
Coding region: 2405-4012 (535 amino acids)
Biological process (GO): response to hormone
Cellular component (GO): cytosol
Molecular function (GO): NADPH-hemoprotein reductase activity; flavin adenine dinucleotide binding; FMN binding
Source: RefSeq, a predicted model, not a curated record
AAGAGAAUGUACUUGUUGAGCGGUUUUCUAAAAGGUACUCCCUCCGUUCCGAAAUAAGUCGUACGUUUCGGAAAAAUUUUUGUUCCGAAAUAAGUCAUACGUUUGGGAAAAAUUGGGAUAAAAGGAAAGUGUGUUGAUAAAUGUUUUGUGUAUCAACAAUUAUCUCUUGUAAAGAACUAUUGCUAAUGUCCAGUACUAAAAUUGGGGUCCAGUCUUGAUGGUAUGUUGAGGAACGAAUGUCUUAAAAAUGUCUUAUUUUUUGCGUUUUAUUUUCAAUCUAAAAUAGGUGCUAAAUGGUUAGAGAUAGGGACUGGGGACUUUCGAGGGACUUCCCCAUAAGCUGACCCUGGAACCGUUAAUAUGUCCUUUAUUUUGCCCCCACCCUUCCCCUUCCCCUCCAAAAUCAUGUUUUUUGGGAUUGCUCGCAAACACGUCGUGCGAUUUCUUUUUUUUCAAUUCUGGAUAUGUUUUAGAGAAACAUAUAAAUGGUCCCAGGGUCAACUUAUGGGGGGUCCGCUGAAGGUUCCAAGUCCCUAUCUCUCACCAUUUUGCAUCCAGAUAUUCGAACACAUAAAAAAAGGAUGUUCUUUUUAUUGCUCAUUCUGCAAAAUUUGAGAUAUAAAAAAUGUCAUAUCGGUUCUGCUUAUGCAUACUAAAAAUUUAGAACAAAUUCUAGCCUGUACUGUUAAUCACAGUCCAUCUUGUACUGAUUAACUAUCUACCGGAGCUCUUUGAAAAAAGCGCGAAAAAUGGACAAUUUCAACAUAUCGAUUCCUCAACUUACCAUCGUGAUAGGAUCCCCAUAUUUUCCCUGAACAUGGAGGAUAGUUCAUACAUAAGAUAUUUACAAAUAACGAAAACAUUCUCUGAAACCAUUCCUUAAUUCCUAAUUUUUUGCCAAACGUACGACUUAUUUCAGAACGGAGGGAGUAUUAUAUAAUUGGCGACGGUUACAUAAGCUCGUGGGCCACUUUCAGAAGCGUAAAUGAAGUUGUAUCCUAUAGCUUAACCCCGCAAUUUUUGAUAAAUGUUUUGCAUAUAUUAUAAAGAUUAUUAUCAAUGGUGUAGGAAGGAUUUGCCGAAGGGGGGGGGGGGGCAAAUUUUUUUUAAAGGGGGGUGGGAGUGUUCAGUAUUCGAUAUUUUCACAGUGCUUUUUCAAAAAAGAAACUAGUGUACUCAUCCUACGUACGAUGAUCAAUGUGCUUGCGGUGUGUAUCAAAAACAUAGAAAGGUAGAAAGAGAUUAAAUAUGAAAGGAUGUAAGGGAUGUAAGACAUAAUAAUUUAAUACGUAUGUCUUACAUCCUUUCAUUGACGAGUAUCCUUUAAUUAAGAUUAUAUGUUCUUUGGAAAACAUUUCCAAAAUUAAGAAGAAAAACAUCUUUUGACUAAAAUGUAUAAGGUGUGGACCGAAUGAAUAUAGCCAUUUCUCUCCUUAUUUGUUUAGUUUUUUUUGGAUCGAUUGAAAAGAAGUGAAGGUAAAUUGAUCUAAUACAACAUAUAAACAGUUAGUACAGAUCAGAAAAAAACAGUCAAGCCUGUUGUAAAAACUGCUCUGCACGAAGGUGAAGAAGAUUGUUUAAAAGACAAGGUGUGAAUAUUUUAUUAGAUUUGAUGCACCUAAUUAAGAAAAAGUUGGUUUUUGGCCAAUGGGAAAAGCAUAAUGUUGCAAGCAUCAACGCUAAAUUUCCGAUUACCAUUUAUUCCAAUUUCUAACGAAUAGUUAGGGGUAAAAAACGUAAAACUUUUUAAAAGCUGUGAAAAAGCUCAUUUCGAAUUAUUUUUAAGAAAAAAGUCUCUUAAAAGAUGCUGAUAUAAUAGACUUAUAUAACUAUGAACUUGGAGGAUAAUUGUUAACCUUUUAAGGACGAGAGAGGGUUAAAAAUUGGGGCUCAGAAAAUAAUAAAAAAAUAUAAUAAAAAAAAAAAAUUAAAAAAAAAAUAAAAAAUAAAAUUAAAACUUCGACUGACUGAAUUGCCCUACCCUUCCCCUAUUGAAACUUAUUAUCAAAUAAAUACACAUAUGCUCAAAAUAUUAGAAUGACGAAAAUAUGUAAUUUAGCUGGUAUAUAUACACAGCCAUUUCAGUUUACAGAAUUUAUCAAUGUAUCAAUGUACUGUCUGUACAGAAAUGAUCAAUGUGUGAAAAUGAAAUAAUGAUUACACGUUUGUCUGUGUGAUUUUUCAUAUUCAACGUGCUAAUGUCAUGUGUCAUUCAGUAACUUGCAUAACCUCGAAAUUUCGUGCUCUUCACAAAAGACGUGAAUUUUCUCUCAGCUAAGAAAAAUUGAUUUAACGGAAGUAUAGAUUGAUUAUAAGAAUAUUGUGCAUAUUUAUCACAGAUAGUUGUGUUAAAUGUAAUUGUCGUGUAGUUGUAGUAUGUCUCAGUAUUCAUCAUUUAUUGCUCAUGAUGAUUUUGAGGUCAAUCAUGAGAAUUGGUUCGUUCAGCAUGACUCCCCUGUGCCGAAUGAUUCUCAAAAAAAGACACAGCGGUGUUUUUGGUCUGGGAAAUAAGACAUACGAACAUUACAAUAAAGUGGCAAUUUAUGUGGACAAGCGACUAGAAGAACUUGGAGCCACACGAGUUUUUGAGAUUGGACUUGGAGAUGACGAUGCUAACAUUGAAGAUGAUUUUAUCACAUGGAAAGAUCGCUUCUGGCCGAUGGUCUGUGAUUACUUUGGUAUUGAGAGUACUGGUGAGGACAUCCUGAUGCGUCAGUAUCGUCUCUUGGAGCAACCUGAUGUUACACCUGAUCGUAUAUAUACCGGAGAAGUUGCUCGUUUACAUUCGCUACAGAAUCAAAGGGCACCAUUUGAUGCCAAGAAUCCCUAUUUGGCACCAAUAAAGGUCAACAGGGAGCUACACAAAGGUGGUAGUCGAUCUUGUAUGCACGUUGAGUUUGAUAUUGAGGGCUCCAAGAUGCGUUAUGAAGCUGGUGAUCAUUUAGCAAUGUAUGCUGUAAAUGACACUGAUCUUGUGCAGCGACUUGGUGAGCUCUGUAAAGCUGAUCUGGAUCAGGUGUUUUCCCUUAUUAAUACGGACACCGAAAGCAGCAAGAAACAUCCUUUCCCAUGUCCAACUACAUAUCGCACAGCUUUGACGCACUAUUUGGAAAUUACGGCAAUACCACGAACACACAUUUUGAAGGAAUUAGCUGAAUACUGCUCAGAUGAGAAAGACAAGGAAUUUUUGCGUUUUUUGGCCUCAACAACAGCUGAUGGUAAAGCCAAGUAUCAGUCAUGGGUUCAAGAUGCCACUAGAAAUAUUGUACAUAUUCUCGAGGAUGUGCCAUCCUGUCGACCACCAAUUGAUCAUGUUUGUGAAAUUCUACCUCGUUUGCAACCACGUUACUAUUCUAUAUCAUCAUCAUCGAAGCUGCAUCCACAAACUGUGCAUAUAACAGCUGUUCUAGUCAAAUAUGAAACAGUGACUGGUCGCGUCAAUAAAGGUGUUGCAACGAACUUUUUGGCUGCGCAACACCCAGAGGGCGAUCCUUUACCGCGAGUACCAAUAUUUAUUCGAAAGAGUCAAUUCAGAUUGCCAACUAAGCCAGACAUCCCGAUAAUAAUGAUUGGUCCUGGAACGGGAUUGGCACCAUUUCGAGGUUUCAUACAGGAAAGGGACAAUUGUCGGCGAGAAGGGCAAAAUGUAGGAGAUACUAUUUUAUACUUUGGAUGUCGCAAGAAGUCUGAAGAUUUUCUCUACCAAGAGGAACUAGAGGAAUAUGUGAAGCAAGGAUCUUUGCAGCUACGUUUGGCCUUUUCUAGAGAACAGGAAAACAAAGUUUAUGUCACGCAUUUACUACAGGAGGAUUCUGACAAAGUUUGGGAUGUUAUUGGAGAGAAGAAGGGACACGUAUACAUCUGCGGUGAUGCGAAGAAUAUGGCUAGUGACGUACGUAAUAUACUUCUGAAUGUCAUACAAACCAAAGGUGGUCUCACUGAAAGCGAAGCGCAGCAAUAUUUAAAGAAAAUGGAAGCUCAGAAGAGAUAUUCUGCAGAUGUUUGGAGCUAAUUACGAAAAAAAUGUUUAUAUUGUAACAUAAUAUAAUUUAAUUUUAGUUCCAUUCCAUUCCUUUUAAAAUAUUGUAAAAAAAAUAAAGUGCGUUUCAUUUAAGUGCAGAGUGCGUUUUGGAGAGGUAAUAUUGUUAUUAUUAUGGUACAAUAAUUUCACAAAUUUUGUACUAUUCAAUCACAAUUGUAGAGAUUUUUUUAAGUAGAAUUUGUAUAAACAGAUAAUUAACGAGGAAGAAAAUUAUUACAUUUACAUUUUUUCUUAGUUCACAAAAAGUGGUCACACAAUUUUUUAAAAGGGAUUAAUAGAAAAAUAUAAAACUUGUCUUAUGUUUAAAUCUAUUCUUUAUGCCUUUGUGAUAGAUUUUAAAUUAGAAGUAACGGAAGAGAUAAGGAACAAUAUUGACAAAAAUGGGUAAUUGUUAUGUGCAUAAUAAAUUUAUUAUGGCGUGAAAAAUUUUGUUGAUUAGGAAAUAUAUUAAAAAAAUUGUUGAUUAAGAUAUAAAAAAAUGUUAAUUUACUAUUAGUAAAUUAUGGUGUUUGAUAGCCGGAAAUUUAUUAGAUAUUUUUGUAAAGAUUUAAUAUACAAUUACAUUACUUUGAAUAUUAA